GCGACUUCAUACCAAGACCAGUUAGGUUUCUCUCGUAAGAACACCUAGAAACGUAAUUAUACUUCUGUAUGCCUGGGUGUCAAUCAUUUUGGUGUUGCCACGCAUAAAUCACAAUUUCGAUUUCAAAUUCUCCAUUUCUUAUCGAUUACUAAAAUCGGUCAUCGCGCAUUAGCGACCUCGGCCUUCACGUCUCGAGUAACUUCACAUUCAAAACAUUCCCCUCCUGGUGCUCCGCUCCGUUCCAACAUCUUCCACUCAGCCCAAGCCCUGAGCCGCGCUUAAGUCAGCCUCCCAUGUUGCUCCCACCACUGUCCUUAUAAACACCUCCUACGCACUCCCUCGCGCCCUCAACCACAAUGCCGGACCUCCAUGCUCAACCAUCCCACCCCUCGUCCUGGCAGAUCUCCAGCGACGAUGACGAUGACCAAGUCCCUCAACUCCCUCCCUUCUACUCGCCUCGGCCGAUCCCCGUCUCUCGCGCCAUAUCCGAACUCGACCUGAACUCCCUCUCCAUCAAUGAGCGCUCAAUCGCCAUGGCGCUCGGCUCGGCAUCCUCUUCCGCCCACGAAGACCACGACUCGGACUCAGAACUGCCCGGCUUAGUAUCCCCAGCAUUUACCCCUCCCUCGACACCUGGUACACAUACACCCUCGCAUCACCACCACUCUCAGCACAUCCCGAAAUCUGUACCGGUAGACAGCACAGCAAUCAAUGGCGGGUGCGGACAGAAGAAGCCGAAACUGCUUGACCGCCUUCCGGACGUGAACUGUGUUGUCCGCGCACGAAUACCAACUACAAUAGGCGGUUCAGGGACGGAGAUGUUUCUGCAUCUAUACCAAAAUAGCGAGGACAACAAGGAGCAUCUAGCGAUUGUGUUCGGGAACGAAAUUCGGAGUCGAAGCUUGGAUGCGCCACGGGAGGGUGAGACCGAGAUGGACAGAUUGAUUCGAGGGGCAUAUACUGGGCGAUUAUACCCUGGUCGGACGAGCUCGAGGUUACCGAGCGAGAGUGAGCAAUCCGCGGAGAACCGGAAGAAGGAGAAGGAGCCGCCGUUGGUGAGAAUACACAGCGAGUGCUAUACGGGAGAGACGGUUUGGUCUGCGCGGUGCGACUGUGGAGAACAGUUGGAUGAAGCUGCGCGACUGAUGUCGAUGCCUGGAUCUGGAGGUGGGAUUAUAAUCUAUUUGCGGCAGGAAGGACGAGGAAUCGGAUUGGGAGAGAAGCUCAAAGCAUACAAUCUGCAGGAUUUGGGAUCUGAUACCGUGGAGGCGAAUCUGCUGCUUCGGCAUCCUGCAGAUGCGAGGAGUUAUGGUCUCGCCACGGCUAUGUUGGUUGAUUUGGGGGUGCAGGACAUUCGGUUGUUGACGAACAACCCGGACAAAGUACGCGCUGUUGAGGGGCCGAACAGGGAGAUCGUAGUCAAAGAGAGAGUGGCUAUGAUUCCGUUGGCGUGGAGGGGAAAGAGUGGCGGCAUCAGGAGCCAGGAGGUGGGCGGGUAUUUGAAGACGAAGAUAGAAAAGAUGGGGCACAUGCUUCAGAUGAGUGAAAACUCAUGAAAACUAUUUCCAGGCGAAGUUGAACAAAUCUCUCUAUCGAGACGGCGCCCCAAUCAAAAUCUAUGUCUAAAGAGCACAUAUUAUGUCCUAUACCAAGAUCAUAUCUUUGGACUGGAGUUGGCGGGUUGUUCCAUGGUAUUUACAUCAAAAAAAUUUGGUAUAUCUGGUGGCUUGCACCAGGGCGUGAUAAGGGCGUAAGUGGUUCUGCAUAUUGCUCAAUAGAAGCACAAACCAGACUUGAAAUAUAUUGAAGAAUAUUGUCUAACGAC
Messenger RNA from Hyaloscypha bicolor E, 1825 nucleotides. Its product is annotated as GTP cyclohydrolase II. Bases 357 to 1556 code for a protein of 399 amino acids. The transcript is spliced from 2 exons. Lineage: Eukaryota; Fungi; Ascomycota; Leotiomycetes; Helotiales; Hyaloscyphaceae. Gene Ontology annotation, molecular function: GTP cyclohydrolase II activity. Gene Ontology annotation, biological process: riboflavin biosynthetic process. The record is from RefSeq and is a predicted model, not a curated record.